GGCUAUAAGUCUUGCUUGACAAAGGGACAUGAAGAACAGAGUAAAGCUGGUCACAGUGAAAGCAUAGAGCAAACAACACACCAUGGAGACGGCGUUUUCUAUUGGCGUCAUAAAUCAUAUCCUUUAUUCAUGUAUAUAUAUUUUCUCAUCCAUCGUAUGCCAUGAUUGUUUUUCCGGUACGCACAUCAUGCCUAGUCUUACUACAACUCAAGUCAUUUCAAAGACACGCCAAGAAGAAGAGUAAGAAGCGAAGCCAAAAACAUUGGUGCAUCAGCACAACGCAAAGAAACGAACGAGCGCUAGGCUCUCUUUGAUCGUACACA
Pseudovirgaria hyperparasitica is the source of this 323-nucleotide messenger RNA. RefSeq lists its product as uncharacterized. The record is from RefSeq and is a predicted model, not a curated record. NCBI's taxonomy places the organism in Eukaryota, Fungi, Ascomycota, Dothideomycetes, Acrospermales, Acrospermaceae. Bases 83 to 244 code for a protein of 53 amino acids. The transcript has a single exon.